Messenger RNA from Cheilinus undulatus (humphead wrasse), 1380 nucleotides. Its product is annotated as beta-1,3-galactosyl-O-glycosyl-glycoprotein beta-1,6-N-acetylglucosaminyltransferase-like. Gene Ontology annotation, molecular function: beta-1,3-galactosyl-O-glycosyl-glycoprotein beta-1,6-N-acetylglucosaminyltransferase activity. The transcript has 4 exons. Lineage: Eukaryota; Metazoa; Chordata; Actinopteri; Labriformes; Labridae. The coding region runs from base 1 to 1287 and encodes 428 amino acids. Gene Ontology annotation, cellular component: membrane. The record is from RefSeq and is a predicted model, not a curated record.
AUGAGGCUGCAGAAACAAAAAAGUCUGUUUCUGAAGCUCUCCCUGGUUCUGGGAUCACUAUGGAUAAUUUUCAUGAUCAAUCGUCCAAAAGCAGGCUGGGAUCCCACCUACAUACUCAGGUACAGCUGGCUGGAGUACACGGACGAGGAUGGCGGGCCAGAGAGAGUGUGCAACUGUUCAGCAAUCCUGAGGGGAGAACGGGAGGCUGUGGAGGAGGCCAAACUACUGACCAUCACCAGAGACUUCCACAAGAAUAUCCAGAUCCCUGAUGAGUACUAUAUCAAUGCAACGCAAGACUGCGGGAAAUUUAAGCAAAGCAGAAAAUACCUGACGUUCCCUUUAAGCCAGGAAGAAGAAGACUUUCCUCUGGCUUACUCUAUGGUUGUGCAUCAUAAGGUGCAGAACUUUGAGCGGCUGCUUCGAGCCAUCUACGCACCCCAAAAUCUCUACUGCAUCCACGUGGACAAAAAAUCCAGCGCCUCAGCCAAAUCUGCUAUCAAGUCUAUCGUCUCCUGUUUUCCAAACGUCUUCAUGGUCAGCGAGGCCGUGACUGUAGUCUACUCUGGAUGGCCGCGCGUCCAGGCUGACAUUAACUGUAUGAUCGAUCUCUACCAAAUAAGCACAAAGUGGAAAUAUUUCAUCAACCUUUGUGGGCAGGAUUUCCCUCUGAAAACCAACUUAGAGAUGGUGAGGUCGCUGCAGUCACUGAACGGCGGGAACAGCUUGGAGUCAGAAAAAAUGCCUCAACACAAGAAAUGGAGGUUUACAUACGUUCACAAGAUUGUGAAUGGAGACAUCAAGAUAACAGAAACGCCAAAGAAGCCACCUCCUUUCAACUUCCCUAUCCAGUCAGGAAACGCCUACAUAGUGGUGAACCGAGGCUUUGUCGGCAGUGUGUUGGAAGACAGACGAAUACAGGCCUUGAUUGAGUGGUCCAAAGACACCUACAGUCCAGAUGAGUUUCUCUGGGCCACCAUUCAGAGAAUCCCUGGCGUUCCUGGAUCGACGUGGCCCAGCCAAAAGUACGACAUAACCGAUGUCAACGCGAUUGCACGGCUGGUGAAGUGGGUGUGGCAUGAGGGGUCAGAGGGGUCACCGGAGGCGGCAUACCCUGAAUGUCAGGGCAACCACGUCAGGGCGAUAUGUGUGUACGGCGCUGGAGAUCUGCAGUGGCUGCUGGAGAACCACCACCUCUUUGCUAACAAGUUCGACGCAGACACAGAUCCCAUCGCCAUCUACUGCCUGGAGAAAUAUCUGAGACAAAAGGCACUGGCUGAGUUACGCUAGUGUUUAUGAUGUACUUAUGCUUCUUUGUUACAUGAAAAUGAGAAAAACCACUGGAAAGAAGUCUGAUUGCUUCUAUAUUGUAAUUUAAACGCC